Molecule: messenger RNA, 1509 nt
Organism: Camelina sativa (false flax)
Lineage: Eukaryota; Viridiplantae; Streptophyta; Magnoliopsida; Brassicales; Brassicaceae
Source: RefSeq, a predicted model, not a curated record
AUGGGUAGUUGUUUCUCGACGACUAACGAUGAUGACACACCGGAGAUUCAGAACUACUCGUCUUUCACGAACUUCUCUCUCUCCGAUCUUAAGACGGCGACCAAGAACUUCAGUUCCGAUGUGAUCAUAUCAGAGAAGGCAGAGGAUUGCUCCAACGUCGUCUACAAGGGUCGUUUCGCACAGAAUCUUGGCUUCGUCGCUGUAAAGAGAUUCAAGAAUAUGCCUUUGGUUGAUCGUGGCUACUUCACGGGAGACGCAAAAGAAGUUGGGGAACUGAAACACAAGAGACUCGUCAAGUUGAUGGGAUGUUGCUGCGAUGAAGAUGGUGAACUGCUUCUUGUUUCAGAGUUCAUGCCUAAUGCUACCCUUUCUCAGCGUUUGUUCCAUCAGAAAAAAAAACCCAUGGAAUGGUCAAUGAGGUUGCGAGUGGCGUAUCAUAUAGCCGAAGCAUUAGAUUACUGUAGCACUGCAGGUUUUGUAAAGUACAGUAACUUAAGUGCUUCCACAAUUCUGUUUGACUCGGAUGGUGGUGCCUGUCUUUCGAGUUUCGGUUUACUGAGGGAGAUCAUCGGUUAUAAUCGAAGAGAAGAAGGAAGCGUGAACCCUGGCAACGUGACAUACAGAUUUGGUAUUAUCCUUUUGAAUCUGCUAACUGGAGUGAAAAUUCCUCCAAGCCAUGCUCCUGAGGUAAUAAGAGGAAUGAGUGUUACUCACCUGAUGGAUACAAAUCUGAUCGGAAAGUACUCUGACGAGGAAGCAACUAUAGUCUUAAAAAUCGCAUCUAAAUGUUUGCAAUGCACUGAUGCAAACAAAAGUCUAAUCACGAAAGAGCUUGUUGCAGCACUUGAAGCCUUGCAUACUAAAAGACAAAUUCUAUCUAUUCAAAUACUUGAAAUGAUAAAGCAGGAUGAGGUGGGAGCAUCUUCUAGUCAAGGACAAGAGGUUGAACCCUUGGAAGAAGUCUCAUCUUCUGAACUCUCAAGCCUAGGACAAGCCUGUCAGAAACUUGACCUAGUUGCCCUUCAUAAUGUCUUGAAACAGCCAGAGUAUGCAGCUGUGUAUUCUAACAAGUUGUCUUUCGCUGGAUGGUUACAAGAGACGAGUGGUAUAGAUGAUGUUGACGAACAACAAGCCGAUCUUGAAUUCAUAAGCCAAAACCAUAUCUCCACAAUCGAUAAGUAUACUGAGAUCAUUGAAACUAGAAAAAAAGUGUCCGUGAAUGUUUUCGCAAGACGCUGCUUCAGCCACAUAAAGCGUAAUCAGGUGGUAGCAGCAGUGGUUGAUGCUAUGAGAGCACAAUCAGAGUUCCCUGAGUCGCCUAUUGGUUUCUACUUGCCCUCACUGAUACUAGCCAGAAUCGGCAGCAACACUAGAUCUGCUCGUGUCUUCAAACAAGCGACUCAAAUCGAAGCAGAGUUAGGGAGAAGCAUGGUUAUGGCUCCAUCUUCUGCAAUGCUUGAAUCAACAAAGCAGCAGCAGCAGGAGGCAUCAUCAUCAUCGAUCUGCUAA